Molecule: messenger RNA, 803 nt
Organism: Strongylocentrotus purpuratus (purple sea urchin)
Lineage: Eukaryota; Metazoa; Echinodermata; Echinoidea; Camarodonta; Strongylocentrotidae
Gene: pxmp4
Product: peroxisomal membrane protein 4
Exons: 4
Coding region: 37-648 (203 amino acids)
Cellular component (GO): peroxisomal membrane
Source: RefSeq, a predicted model, not a curated record
CCGACUCACGACUGUAUCAAGAAACUACAUUUCAAGAUGGCAGCUUCCAUGGUGAAUGAAGUUUUAGCUUCAGGACGUUACCACGAUGUUUUAUCCAUUCUUAAAGGCCUUCGUAAUGGUGCAGUAUAUGGAGUCAAGAUCCGUGCCCCCCAUGCGCUGGUGAUGACCUUUUUGUUCGGUUCUGGAAGUUUACGUAACAAGCUACGUGUCAUCUUCAAAGCCACCUACACUCAUUCCAAGAACCUUGCAUCGUUUGUCUUCCUCUAUAAAACAAUACUCGUCAUCAUGAGAUGGUUAGAAGGGAAACAAGAGGGAGCGCACUCACUUCUAGCGGGGUUCAUCGGAGGGUAUAUCGUAUUUGGAGAGAACAACAAAGUCAAUAGCCAGAUCAACAUGUACCUGCUCUCCAGGAUACUGUUUGGUGCUGCCCGGAUGGCUCGUGACAAGGGCCUCAUCCCUGACCCCAAGGUCGACGUCUUCCCCCUGUUUGCUGCCCUCGUGUGGGCGAUCGUCAUGUGGCAGUUCGAGACCAACCAGUCCGUCCUACAGCAGUCGCUUCAGAACUCCAUGACUUACCUUUAUCAUGAUUCCAAUGUCUGGCAUGGUAUAUCAGACUUCCUGUGGAGAAACAAACCCGGACAGAUCUGAACAAAUUAUGAUAAUCGUUAGAAGCUACCCUGAACUCCUUGCCUUUGAUUGGCUAUGGGCAGAUUUGUCAUUGAUAAUACAUUUUAUGAAGCAGGGCCCUGGGGGGUGUUUCACAAAGAUUUCAAGUUGAACUUAACUCUAAGUUGGACUUAAAU